This is a messenger RNA of Labrus bergylta (ballan wrasse), 2837 nucleotides long. RefSeq names its product ubiquitin conjugating enzyme E2 Wb (gene ube2wb). The record is from RefSeq and is a predicted model, not a curated record. Lineage: Eukaryota; Metazoa; Chordata; Actinopteri; Labriformes; Labridae.
GUCAAAAACAAGUCGUCUCACGUGACUUCGUGACGUACAGUCCUCCUCUCUGAUGCAGGGGGGUUUCCAUCAUGGCGUCCAUGCAGAAAAGGCUACAAAAGGAAUUAUUAGCCCUGCAAAAUGAUCCACCCCCAGGAAUGACGCUUAAUGAAAAAAGUGUACAGAACACCAUAACACAGUGGAUUGUAGACAUGGAGGGAGCACCCGGCACACUGUAUGAAGGAGAGAAAUUUCAGCUGCUAUUCAAAUUUAGUAGUCGAUAUCCUUUUGAUUCACCUCAGGUAAUGUUCACAGGAGAGAAUAUACCUGUCCACCCUCAUGUGUAUAGUAACGGUCACAUCUGUCUAUCUAUUCUAACGGAAGACUGGUCACCAGCCCUCUCAGUGCAAUCAGUUUGUCUUAGCAUUAUCAGCAUGUUGUCCAGCUGCAAAGAAAAGAGACGACCGCCUGAUAACUCCUUUUAUGUAAGAACGUGUAACAAAAAUCCAAAGAAGACAAAAUGGUGGUAUCAUGAUGAUACAUGCUAAUGUACAAACUUUAUAAUAAUCGUAGAAGAAAGAAGUCCUACUGACCUUCGUAAAGCACUUUUUAAUCAUUCAGUCUUUGAACUCUGACGUUUGACUGGAACAAUGGACACCACGCGCUGGAGGCUCUUGACUGCAUUCCCCCCCAGCCAACCCACCCCCCCUCCCCCCCCGACGGUUGGAUGCAUGUUUUAGGCGGUUGUAACAUAUAAAGAGCGACAGUAGUGGAACAUAAAGAUGCACCCGAGAUGGAUUGUUAUUUUUGGUCAAAGAGGUAGUCAAUGCAGCGAAGCAGGCGAGGUGGAUUUGUGGCGAGAUAAUUAUACUUCCUGUUUUAAGAUUAUUAUGUUUAUGUGUGGGUGCAUUUAAAGGUCCUUGUGUUGUGCAAUAAGAAGUGAUGGAUGCAUGCUUGGGCCUACGAAGAGAAAUCCAAAUCUGAUUGUUUUUCCGGAAAGGAUCUGACCAUCAUAACCCCCAAGAAAAUGCUUCAUCUGUUUGUUUUUUCAAUUAUAUGCACUGUGAAAGUAUCUAGUUUAAAAACAAGGCACUAGUAGUAUGAUAUUCCCAACUUGCAGUUCUUCUGUAAGCAGUCCUCCACUUAUAUAUCAGGUUUGAGGGGUUUUAGUUUGCAACACUGUAUCAAGAGAAAAACACACCUGUCUUGUUCACCUUCCAACUCGAGUCCUGGCUGCACUUCCUGCUGCUGUUGGCGAGAAUGUCGGUACCAAUGGGAAUAAACCAGACGUGAAGACAGAUGUUUUUCAGUUGAGUACAUCACCUCGUAGAAAAAGGGGCUGAACUUGUGCAGCGUUCACAAGUCCACCUUUGAAGAUGUGCUGCGGCCUCUCCUUCAUUUUUACGAAUGUCCGUUAUGAGAACGUCGUCGCACAACCCAUUUUUAUUUUAUUUGUAUGCUAGUUCAGUUUUUAAAUUUCAUGCUUUAAUCUUCUGAAACAUUUGAUUUUAAUGUCUUGAGUUGUUUGUUUUUUUUGUACUGCUUUUCAACUAGCUCAUACUGAUAUUGAAAGGAGGAGGGGGGGGGGUCUGUUUUGAUGGGUCAGUAUGUUUUUUGUAUUUAUUUUUUAUUUUUGAAUUACAAUCUUUGUUCUUGAGAAACGGUAACGAAUGACUAAAAGAAGUGUCUUUACAGGAGUGGUAAAGAUGAGGCUUUCGGUAUUCCCCCUGGUCAGAGUUUUGGCUCAGGUACUUUUUUCAAUAUAGAGCUCACCUCUUAAAAGAUACCUAUCAGAUAUUUUGAAUUUAACUAUAUUUUCACCAAAAGAGACUGUUAUGUUAUAACAUUAUAACAUGUCUGAAACUAUUGUACAUAAGUCUUGAAUUGUUGGAUGAUGUGAAAGAAAUUAGCAGAGGAUGCAUUGACUCUAUAGCAGAAUGAUAAUAGGAGUGCUUUAUUUCAUUGGAUGUUAGGCUGCAUCUUUUGCUAAUUACGACGUGUACAGACGGCGACAAACACCACUGCUGGUUAAAAAUAGAAAAAAAAAGGUUACGUAGUUUUACAGUGGGGGUGCAUGCGAUUUUAAACCCUACUUUUUCUUAUUGGCAUCAGACAUUGUGAGAACUUUUGAGUCUUUCCAUAAGUUAGGUUCUGGUUUAUUGGAUGGAUUUUUACAGAGCUCACCUCCAGAGGCUUUGUGGCUCGUAGUCAUUUUUUUUUUCACACUGUAAUCGCUCCAUUCCUAAACAAAUGUUUUAUCGCCAUCCAGUCAGAGAUACUUGAAUUUUCCAUCUUGGUUUGUUUGUAUUGCGUUUUGCUUUUUCCAGGGUCUAGGUGAAUUUCUUGAAUGAACAUGAGUGAAUGUGAUGAUACUCUAUACUGUAGAGGAGAUUACCACAGCACACCGCUAUCUCAAAAACUAUAUUGAUAACUUAAAGACAUCUAUUUAACCAAUGAUUUUUUUUUUUUUUUUAAUAGCUUGUAAUGGUCUUGUCUGCUGUCACUGUACUAGAAGAAAAAGACGGUAGAAUUGAAAUGAUUGUGUAAAUGCAGUCACAACAGCAUUUUGUGUGGAAACGAGAAGCCUUCACUCAGUGGCUCGGUAGAGAUUUGAAACACAUGCAAGGGAAUAUGUUACAAGGGUUUGGAUGUGACUUUUUUUUUUUGUUCCUAGGUUUUUCUUUUCCUUUUUAAAUGUGGUUUGAACUCUUAGCUUGCAGGUUGUUGUGAGUGAUCAACACUAAUGAGGGUGUGUUAUUUAUAUUCAAAAUUUUGUUCUGGGAUGUGCAAGCUCCAUGUAAUAGGUGCCUGUUCAUUUUCAUAAUCAAUAAUAAAAGCAAAGAUUCACUUUUAUUCAA